Molecule: messenger RNA, 4226 nt
Organism: Topomyia yanbarensis
Lineage: Eukaryota; Metazoa; Arthropoda; Insecta; Diptera; Culicidae
Gene: mtg
Exons: 7
Coding region: 978-2537 (519 amino acids)
Cellular component (GO): extracellular region
Molecular function (GO): chitin binding
Source: RefSeq, a predicted model, not a curated record
CCUACCGACUAGGUCCCGACCCGGCUAAACCGCAACACGCGCCAGCGAACGUAGAGCGGAGAUUGUUGUUGCAUUCCAAUUUGACUGUCGAGGCGGAUUUGUUUUUACGCCACUUCGCAGCACGGUUUUGCUGGGGAGAAAUCCAAAAUUUUCAAGAAGUUUACCGAAUAUCGAGAAAGACUGGCAUCGUGUGUUCGAUCAGUGAGAAGACAUAGGAGUUGUUCAGAUAGCUUGUGUGAAAGUGUUGUUUACGUGCCGACUAACGGAAAUAUUGCGAAUAUAGAAGAGGCAUUUUACCGCUGCAAAAGAGGAUGGAUGUGGUUUACCUUUGAACAAGUGAUCAAAACGUGAUUAUAACGAAACGUUCAGGGCUGGAGAAUAGAAGGAAGCGUAAAUUUAAAUUUGAAACUUUGCUCGACCAUUUUGCAACCAGCAAUAGCUAGUAUAGAAGAGGAAAGAUUCUCAGAUACAAUUGAUCCUAAAUCCAAUUUGCCGCCGGUGAUUAAAAUUGUUGCUGUGCUUCAUUAGAUCCGGAGCAGUUGUUUCUAAUCAAGACUGACGCAGAAUUAUAUUCAAAUUAGCCGCGAUCAACGUCUUUACCAUCCACCGUCAACCGGUCUAUCAUAUCGCGUGAGUUGGGUGAUAUUUUGCGCCCUCUAAUCGUUCCUCCUCAGUUACCAGGCUGAAAUUCCCCAGUGAAAUCACAUCUGAUUUGUUCCCAUCAACAUCAGCCAAAGAGUGUGAACGGGUUUGAUAAGAAGAAGAAGAAAAGGAAGAAGAAGUAGAAGAAGGUUGGGGUGAAGGUGAAAAUUGGUGUCCCACAGAUAUAGUAAAAGUGAAUCGCUGAAUAUUCAAAUUCAAUGUUUGCAUUUUGCGACCAUCGUGCCACCUGAACGAAGAAAGUAAAUCAUCGGACGACCAGUGGCAGCAGCUUGCCGCUUCGGAGGAAAGUUAAAACAACCAAAGGAAUUCCAACCAUGAAUCAGCUCCGAGUGUUCAACUUUUUGCUGUUUGCAUUCUGCUUUUUAUGUCUGAGCGUGGGCGACGAACUAGGAUUAGCCGAGUCACUAGGCAACGUCGAGGGCAGCAAGAGGCGAGCGCUGAACGUCCGUACCAAUGUCAACAACAUUGGGGUACUGCCCGCGUCCAAAAUGCCCUCAUCUUAUCCACCACCGCCGAUCCAGCAAAGCCGCCCGCAAGCACUAACCGUCCGACCGAUGCUCAAACUAUCGCCGAAUACGAUUGUGUCCCCGCAGCGACCGACACCCGGUACCCCGCAGUAUGUUUCACCCGCCACGAACCUAAUGACGAAGGCAACCUCCCUUCCCCUGGGGGUACCGGCUUUCAAACCCCUCCCGAAACCGGAACCAGAACCGGUGAGAUAUGAUCCGACAAUGGCGUACAAAGGUUUCACCCUCAAAAAUCCUCAAAUGCCCGAUGUUUCCUUCCAGAACCAGCUCAUGAAUCAGACCUCCUCCUUCCACCGUCCGUCCCGAAUCACAGCUGCCGCUCCAAAUCAACACAUUGUCUUCAAAGAUGCUAACGUCCAAGUUCAGCAAGUCCCUGCUUUCCACGCCAUGCCCGAUUCCGUAUCUCGUAUCUCCACCGGUCCGGUUGUCCAAAUCGACAACAAACUGUCAGAACCGGCUAUCAAAAACUCUAUCGUGACCGUUCCGCCACGACACGCUGCCAGCAAGGGAACCACCAUCGUGGACGGUGUCGAUCUGAUGGGACACACCGUGGAAGAAUUGGCCGCUGCGGCCAACGUGAGCGUUGAGGUCAUCAAGGAAGCUAUCCGUGUUCGGAAGCAGGAAAUUCUAGCCCAGCAACAGUAUCAAAAGCAGCAGGCCGCCAUCGUUCAGGCUCAGAUCCACGCGGCGCAGCAGGCUACAUCGACGACUACAACGACGACCACCAGUACGACGACAACGCCGCGGCCGCGACGGUAUCCGGCGCGCUCUGGACACAAGGUUAUGAACGCGCCAAAAGAAUACUACCCAGUAGGCUACGACAAAAACUUUGAUGAUAACUUCACCUCCAAGGUCGACCUGCCAUACACGACAUUCAACUGUGGCGAGCAGAAACAUUUCCCGGGCCUGUACGGCGAUGAAGACCUAGGAUGUAUGGUCUUCCACGUGUGUGCCCUCACCGACGACGGUCUGAUCAUGAAGUCGUUCCUGUGCCCGGAGAGUACCCUGUUCGAUCAAACCAUCCUCAAGUGCAACUGGUGGUUCUACGUGGACUGCAAGAACAGCAAAACACUGUACGACUCCAAUCUGCCAGUGUCCAAGAGCUACCAGCUGAUGAAGGCCCUGUCGUUCUUCUCGUCCAACUACAAGAGCCCGCAGAGUGCCGAAGACAUGGAAGCACUCAAGAACAGCGUGGCGGCAAACAAUGGUACCAGCACGUUCUCAUCGGUCACAGGACGAUCGCUGACGAUGGCGUCCUCAACCACGACAGGAGCUGCGACAGCACAGGUCGAGAUUGAUGGCAAAUCGUCGGCCUCGGUUCAGUCCUCGGUGACGAACAAGGUGUAAAGUGGAUUUUCCCCACCCCAGCAUAUAAGCUGAAAAUUUCGAAGGGUUGCUAUUAAAUUUUGUGAAUUUAGGCUAUAUGAAUUCUUUUUGUUUGGCCGUCAUUCAGGUCGGCUACGUUAGACGAAAAAAAAAUCGUCGUGGUAAGGCGGUUUGGUAAAAAAUCGUUAUUUAUGGGUUUCCUUUAUUUUUCACCAUACCACUUUCUCACCAAACGAGCAAACAAAUUAUUUAUUAAACAAUAAUUUGAGUAGGAAACCAACCGGUUAGCGUUAGGGACGAACGAACAAGUCAUAAAAUAGUUUCUAAAUAUAAUUUACCCGGAGCAGAAACAGCGAACCAGAAGUAAAAAUUGCGCUUUUCCGUUCCUUGGGGGGGACGAAAGCGUAAAUCCUGACAGUUAAACAUGCUGUAAUAUUUUUUUUUUUUGCUACUGCCACUUCGCUCCGGGUUUCGCUCAGCCAGGUGCGGAAAUAAUUUAAAUAUAAACCUGAUAACGUUCGUUGAUAGCACACGGCUGUGUGUGGGGGUGGUAACGCUUCCGCUGGGCGAUUUACACGGUUUUGUCGGCUGCUCUGGGCUGCCGGGAGAAGGUUUGCCCCGAGAAUCACGUGCAGCUGUGCGCGCUCAGUUGAACAUUUUCGCCCGGUGGGUAUGCUUUUUGCAGAGCAGUGAGCGAACAAUUUCACUAUGGGCUGACUGAUGGAUGUAAUUUAGGAAAUACUUUUGAUUUCCCUAGUUGAAUGUUUUGUCUUGAGAAUGCUAUCAUCGGAGGGAGUGUGUGAAUGCACACGACCAUAAAUUGUAAAAUCAACAACAUUUCAAUUCGUUUAUAACAACAACAGCUCAGCGAAGGAAGCUCCCCCCACACACGCACAAUAGUAGUAUUUAAAAACGUAACACUAAAAGAAAAGAGAUUAUUACAAAAUAACAAAUCUAAUGUUGUAGUAAAACUAUCUCCCCGUUGAAAAAAAACGGAAACUUAUGUGAAUGAGAGAAUAUGAGGAGUAAAAAAAUUAUAAACAAUAGUUGUGUCAAAUUUACACAUCAAGCUGCCAAAACAAUACAUACUAUUUUAAAUAUAAUUACCGUUAUGUACUUUCCUACUUGUUAGUUCGGUUUAAGAUUAUUUAUUGUAUACAUUUUAUCGUUUAAUGGAAAGUGACGAACCAUCGCUUCUUAAAAGACUUUUACAACAAGAAAAACACUAUUUUUAUCAGUAUACUUUAUCUCCUGUAUGGGUAUCUUGAAGGUAUAUUUGUUCUAGUAUAAUUAAUGGUAAUAAGAUCAAAUCCUCGGGUAUAUGGAAGCCGUUCGAGUCGGACGGUGAACGUUUUAAGAUUGGUCAUGUUUCGCAGAUGUUGAAGGCAGAAUUUUCAUUCAAGGUAGAUCGAAGUUGAAUUAAAAAUCACAAGCACACCUAAAAAAAUUGCUCAUUGUUUUUGAACGAAGCUUAAAUGUUAGCUGCAUCGUUAUUUGAAUAAAGAAAAACGGCAAACUUUACGAAAAAGCUCAAACAAGUUAGAAAUUCAAGUUCAAGUCAUGACCGGAACGCGGUCACGUUAGCUAAAAAUAAUAAAAAAAAAAACCUACAAAGUAUAGAACCAUUCUGUGUCAAAGCCGACAGGAUUGUCGAAGGAACAAGCAGUGAAUGUCAGAUGAGAAAUAAACGAAUAACAUUCUAACGAGAAA